AUGUAUAGCCACAGAUCUAGAGGUCCUGGGUUCGAGUCCAGGGUCUUGCUAAGUUCAGUUUUGAGUAUGUCUGUCAAGAAAUUCUCAGGAACAGCUCGCAGUUGGGAAAAUGGCAUUUUGUUACCCCCGUGCCUCGGAGAGCACGUAAAGAUGGCGGUCUUGUGCCUUAACCUGGUCACACCACAGCAGUUGUCUAGCAGCGUAGCAGUCGUCCCACCGGUGUAUGAGAGUGACAGAAAUAUG
Brenthis ino (lesser marbled fritillary) is the source of this 243-nucleotide messenger RNA. NCBI's taxonomy places the organism in Eukaryota, Metazoa, Arthropoda, Insecta, Lepidoptera, Nymphalidae. The record is from the annotation of a GenBank genome assembly.